AUGAAAGUCAUGGCUGGUCCAACGCAGCAAGAACCAAAUGUUGAACCGAAUAGUUUUCAGGAAAACAGCAACUGGGCGUCAUUCGGGCUCGAUCCCAUCACAGCGACAGUGUCAAACAUCAACCCGGACGCUGAAGCACAACCUGACGCAGACUCGAGACAAGAUGUCGAAAAGACGGUCAGUGCAUGGAUCUGCGUUCUUGGGUCCUUUCUGGCUCUGAUACCCACAUUCGGCUUCAUGAACUCGCUAGGUACAGUCCAAACAUAUCUAAGCAUGAACCAACUCCACGACUACAGUGAAGGCGAAGUUGGAUGGAUCAGCGGCCUAUUUCUCUUCCUCUCACUCAUUCUCAACGUCCAAGUCGGCCCAAUGGUCGAUGUCCACGGACCCAACAUCAUCGGUCCCGUUGGAGCAGUUCUCUACGUGGCCAUGUUUCUGCUCAUGGCCGAAUGUCGCAACUACUGGCACUUCAUGCUCUGCCUAGGAGUAUUCGGGAGUAUCGGUGCCGCCAUGGCAAUGGUUGUAGCCAUCGCAAUAGUAGGAAAACUGUUUGUCCGUAAGCGAGGUCUCGCGAUGGGCAUUACACUCGCAGGAUCGUCCAUCGGCGCUGUCAUAUUCCCAAUCAUUCUGCGGUCGACGUAUCCCAAUCUCGGCUGGCAAUGGUCAAUGCGAAUCAUGGCGUUUAUAUCAGCAGGUCUUCUCGUCCCUGCCAUCCUCUGCUUCACCACCUUUAACAAGAUCUACAAGUCGUCAACAAAUGGCCAACCCAGUCCCAAGAGCUCGACACUCAACUUCACUGCCUUUCAGUCACCCGCAUUCUGCUUUGUUACCGCAGGCAUCUUUAUGUUUGAGUUCGUCAUCUUCAGUAUCUCGGGUCUUCUACCGUCCAUUUCCACUCGGGUCGGCUUCACUGCCGAGAAUGGAUAUACUCUUCUUUCUAUUGUCGGGGCGGCGAGCACAUUCGGCCGAGUUAUUCCCGGAAUCAUUGGCGAUAAACUUGGGCAUUUCAAUGUCCUGCUUGCUACUUUGGUGUUCACCAUCAUCUUUAUGGGGGCUCUGCUCGUUCCUUUUGGUACCAAGUCAGCUACUGUUCUGUACGCCUGGUCUGCUAUCUGGGGAUUUGGGUCUGGGUCUUUUCUUUCCAUUACCCCAGUCUGCAUGGGCAUGAUGAACUUUGUCACUGCCUUCGCACUGCUCAUAGCUCUCCCUACAAGUGGUGCCAUGCUCGAGAACAUGGGCCCUCAAGCCCUGGCUGGUCUCUUCACUGGCAUGACUGCUGUUGGAGGAGCUUGCUAUUUUGCAGCCCGAGCUCUUCUGAUUGGGAAGUGGCUGUCUCCCAGGACUAUCAUUUAA
This is a messenger RNA of Fusarium tjaetaba, 1353 nucleotides long. Its product is annotated as monocarboxylate transporter 2. Gene Ontology annotation, molecular function: transmembrane transporter activity. Gene Ontology annotation, biological process: transmembrane transport. Gene Ontology annotation, cellular component: fungal-type vacuole membrane. The record is from RefSeq and is a predicted model, not a curated record. Bases 1 to 1353 code for a protein of 450 amino acids. NCBI's taxonomy places the organism in Eukaryota, Fungi, Ascomycota, Sordariomycetes, Hypocreales, Nectriaceae. The transcript is spliced from 4 exons.